Messenger RNA from Homalodisca vitripennis (glassy-winged sharpshooter), 3582 nucleotides. RefSeq lists its product as uncharacterized. The record is from RefSeq and is a predicted model, not a curated record. Gene Ontology annotation, molecular function: phospholipid scramblase activity. Lineage: Eukaryota; Metazoa; Arthropoda; Insecta; Hemiptera; Cicadellidae. Gene Ontology annotation, biological process: plasma membrane phospholipid scrambling.
CGGGGAGCAGCUAGCGGACAGCGACAGUCUGCGGGGUGCUCUGGAAGCUAUCAACCGACGCCAGCGUGAUCUGGCGGAUCCGACGCUGUACUACCUCGACCACUUCCGCCCUCGUGUCAUGUAUCCUCGGCAUGGUGAUGUUGAUGGACAGCCUGAAGACAUUGGUUAUGGUUACCAGAAAUCUCUUGGCCCCUAAGACAGCUGGAGUGUUCGAUGCCAUUCCAGCUCCAGAGGGUGAGUUGGGAAGCCACAGUCCUGGAGUUGAAACUCACCACCAUCCCACUGGAGUAGACCUUGAAAAUAUUAUCUUAGACUAUAUCGAGGAAAACAUGGAUAAUUCAGAUGGCAUAGAUCCUCAAAGAUACCAGUACGAGAAUAAAAAUUCAGACUCAAAAAGAUCAGUGUUUCGGGAGAGGGAUAUAAAUGAUCUACCUGACAUACUUCAAAACUUGUACUUUGAUAAGGAAAAUUCUGAACAAUAUUAUGAAAACGGAGAACAUCCUCACGUAGUUCCAUCAUCUUUCCGGGAAAGAUUUUCAUCUAAGCCCUCAAGAAACAGCCCUACACGAAACGCCCAAAGUUUAGUGAAAAGUUUUGGUGGGUUGAAUAGGGAUACCGAUAACUUUCCAGAUAAUGAUGAUGAUCCUGACGAAUAUCUAUCCAUGUUGAAUUCUGUUUGGGAGAAGUACCAAGAUAGCAAUCCUGAAACUUUUGAUCCAGAAGAUCUGUCUGAAACUGAUGUUGAAGAAAUACUAGAUUACCUAAACCAUAAAGAAGAGAAGAAACGGCAGCAUGGUGGCAACUACGAUAUGGGCUAUGAUUUCUUCAAUUCACCACUAGCAUGGGUAAAACGUGAUAGACAAAGGCUGUCUGAUAAUCCUAAGCCACCCAGUGACCAGUUUUUACAUGCCUUAAAAUUUUUAAAUAGUCACACAGACACAUUGGAAUCUAUGCGUGAAGAAGAUAUCCCUGAUGAGGAGAGAGAUGCAGAUGUAGCUAAGUUGUUAAUGGAUGAACAGGCAAUUAAAAAUACUAAUCAUCACAAAAAGCGCUUUUGGAGAGGCAAUACUUACAAUGAACACUUUAAUAAUGUUGCAAAACGUUACCCGAUUGCCAAGAGAUCAUCUUCCUACUACACGAGCCCAGCUGUUUUGUACCAUAAGACUUCAAGCAAUGAUCAUUUCAAUUCGCGUAGGAAGAAAAAUGUAAAAAAUCAUCCAACAGAUGAUACAACAGAUCCAAAAGUUGCGAGAGAACUGAAUGAUAUAUUUUCUCCCUCUGAUAGCACAAAAGAAAAGGCAAACCAGAAUCCAAACAGCACACAAAAAUCACAUUUGAAACCAUCUGAAACAAAUAAUAAUAGCUCAAACAAUGACAAACCAAAUAUUUCUAACAGCUCUAAAACCCUCUUCCGGUGAAGUAAUUCAGAUCACAGCCAUAACUCCCAUGCACAUAGGAAACGAUCAGGACAGAAAGAAGAGACCAGUAUUGACUCUCAACAUAAACCACUGGAAAUGACAAAGAAGUCAGUCAAUUGGUCGGAUUACUUUGGAAUCGACAAGAGACGUAAAAAAUCAGCAAAUAAGCCAGGAAACGAUGGGUGGUUGUUAGAUCAGUACUUAAAGGCUUACUCAAUAUCUGCUAGAGCUAUUAAAGACCCUGGUGACAACCAUGAUGAUAAAACCCACUUUGAAAUUGAUAAGAAAAGUUCAGAUGACAUGGAUGCCAAGUUGAGAGCUAUGGAAGACAUGAUUGUGGACCAGGCUCUGAAGUACACAGGAGCCCAUGAAGGGAUGACUGACUCAGAGGAGGUUCAGGCCGUCAAGGAUCGAGUUAUCGCUCAGCUAGCUGCCGCCUACAGUCUGGAGAAGAUGCGGAAAGCCCUUAGCGAGUUUAAGUCUAGCAUUGCUGCUCAGAAAGCCUCAGCUCCUUUACACUCCACAACACAUUCCCCUACUGAUGUCCCUGAACAAAAAGAUAAGAGAGUUGCUGUCAAGAAGGAAAAAGCUGGGUCACCUCCAGAUGGCAAACUUGAGAAGAAGGAAGAAUCGGACAAUGGCAUCAGUGUUAUUCACUCUUCAGGGCGCACCCAUUCAGUUCCUUGGAGCGAGGAUGAAUCCUGUCCCGUGAUGGAUGACAUCGCGCAGCGCUGCAAGGAGAUUGCCAACAUGGCAGGAGACACAUCAGAGAUUCUGAGUAAUCUUUGUUACCAUCAUCAAAUCUGUUACUCUGUAGCGCAGAGACCGAGACGUCAGAUAGCUUGUGACAUGACGUUCUUGACGAAAGCCAACAACUUGUGUGGGGACAGUCCACGGUGCCGCUACACAGCGCGGCGCACCAUGGCUACCAUGCACUCUCUGCGUGGUGAUCCCUCACCGCUCGGCUGUGACUGGCGGAAAUAUACCUGUCUCGGCCACUACCUCCUCGCAAACAUGCGAUACACUAACAGUACCUCUGUGCUUUCCAACAUGGAUAAGGGCAGUGAGCAGGUGCAUAUACAGACAUUGUCACCCCUGCAGGAUGCUGCUGAAGUGGAAGAUGAGUCUAAAGAAGUUGAUACUUCAGAUUAUAUUCCGCCAGUGUACUCAGAAAGAACGGUGAUAACCGUACAACCCCACAGUUUCCUAGGAUCAAGUGGAAUACGAAACCCAAUGCCUGUAGCUACAGUAACUGGAUGGGACAGCGGAAACAUCGGCAGCUACAUUCCUCUCACGGGUUUACAGUUUCUGGCCGGUAUAGACCAAGUAGACAUCCAGCAGACUGUGGAACUUCACGACUUGCUGGCCAAGAUAGAGUCAGAGAACCGUUAUAUUGUGAAGGCUGUGGGGGGAGAGACCGUGUUUGUUGGAGCCGAGACAUCAACGGACUGCCAGCGUCUUUGCUGUGGUUCAUCCCGAGCGUUUCAGCUAACCCUUAUUGACCCCACACAACAGCAGGCUGUGACAUACGUGCGCAGACUUGCUUGCUCUUCUGGCAUACUUGGCUGUUUCCUCCAAAGAUUGGAUGUCUACGUUCCACCUGGAGACUAUCUUGGCUGCGUAGAGCAACAAUGGACUCUGCUCAUCCCUCGGUUUAUUGUGCGCAAUGAGUGUAACAAGGAAUUGUACUACAUAGAAGGGCCACGGGUCUGUACAUGUGCUAUGUACACAGACGCUACAUUCCAGGUGUUGAGCGCAGAGUCUGGAGUCCAAGUGGCUAGCAUCGCCCACACCUGGGAACACACCCUGGUCAGCUACAACCUCAGCCUCACCUUCCCCUCACACCAGGUUGAGAACAAACAGAAGGCUCUUCUCAUUGGAGCUGCGUUUUUACUGGAGUACAUGUUUUUUGAGAGAGCAAAGAAAACAAGAUGUUGCAGCUGUUGGUAGAGAAUAUUUGAUCACAUAUAUACAAUAUUAGUUAGAGACUGAAUCAACAAAGAUAAAUAACAACGCCAAACAUUGCUUACAGUAUGAUAUGUUUUGGAAUGUUAUAACAUUUCAAUACAUCAAGAAAAAAAUUAAUAAAUUUGUGUAAGUGAAAAUUCAUUGCAUUUAUAAAAUUAAUACAAAAGUUGUUAUAAAAAUAUGCUUUCAGUUACUA